Prosopis cineraria is the source of this 2249-nucleotide messenger RNA. Its product is annotated as glycosyl hydrolase 5 family protein-like. Gene Ontology annotation, molecular function: hydrolase activity, hydrolyzing O-glycosyl compounds. The transcript is spliced from 3 exons. NCBI's taxonomy places the organism in Eukaryota, Viridiplantae, Streptophyta, Magnoliopsida, Fabales, Fabaceae. The record is from RefSeq and is a predicted model, not a curated record. The coding region runs from base 311 to 1957 and encodes 548 amino acids.
GCUGUUCUUUUGGCUAAUCAGUUGGAAACAAACGCGUACUAACACUAGUUCGUUUCAUUAUCAUCUGUUUGCUAAAAAUAUUCCUCUCACGAAUCUAAAAUCAAAUUCUGUUUGGGAUAGUGUAGGCAUCGAAGGACGAAUCACCACAAUAGUUAAUUGAUUCUAUUUACAAUUCUACAUAUCCUACAAGGAACAGACGUGGGUUACGAUAAGAAUUGUGACCAAACUUGGAAAUUUAGUCAUUUCAAACCCCAAAAUCUCUAUUUAUCCUCUCACACCGUCUCACGGCUCCUUCGUCUGAAUCCUCAUCAUGCAACGAACAAUGGCGGUGACGAGAAGAUUAAGCUCUGUUCUCUUUUUCUUCGUCGCUUGCUUUGCUCUCCUCCCAUCUCACUACUCCAAUGCUUAUCCUCUCUCAACCCAAAACCGAUGGAUCAUCGACGACUCCAACGGCGAACGAUCCAAAUUCGUGUGCGGCAACUGGGCGGGUCACCUUCAGCCGAUGCUUCCCGAAGGUCUGGACAAGCGGCCGUUGAAGGAGCUGGUGGCUCAAAUCGUGAGCCACAAGUUCAAUUGCGUGCGUCUGACGUACGCGAUUUACAUGUGGACUCGCUACAUGGAUCGCAGUGUGGGGAAAACCCUAGAGGAACUGGACAUUCCGGAGGUGGUGGAAAGGAUUGGGAAGAACAAUGCGUGGGCGCUGAAGAAGACGCAUGUGGAGGCGUUGGAAGAAGUGGUGCGGGAGCUUGGGAAUCAGAAGGUGAAGGUGUUGCUGGACAAUCAUGUGAGCGAGCCCAAAUGGUGCUGCGACGAUGACGAUGAGAAUGGCUUCUUUCACGACAGGCAUUUCGAUCCCAACGAGUGGGUGACGGGCCUCAGUUUGGCAGCCCAACGCUUUUCUGGAAAUUCUGCUGUGGUGGCAAUGAGCUUGAGGAAUGAAUUGCAUGGUCCUCGUCAAUACGAGGCCGAUUGGUACACUUACAUGAGCCAAGGAGCAACAGCAAUUCACAAGGCGAACCCAAAUGUUCUGGUGGUGGUCUCAGGACUGAACUACGACACCGAGCUUCAAUUUUUAAAGACAAAGCCUCUUAACUUAGAUGUGGGCAGGAAAUUGGUAUUUGAGACGCAUUUGUAUUCAUGGUCUGGCAUUGGAACGCUGAAGCUGAAAGAUAUCUGGACUAAGCAGCCAUUGAACAGAAUAUGUGCCAGAACUGUUACAGGGAUAGAUGACAGAGCUGGGUUCCUUACUUUAGGCAAGAAUGCCUUUCCUUUGAUUUUUACGGAGUUCGGGUUCGACGAACAAGGUUCCACUGAAGCAGACAACAAGUUCUUGACUUGCCUCCAAACCUACCUUGUUGGGAGAGACGUGGAUUGGGGCCUUUGGGCGUUGCAAGGCGGCUAUUACCUAAGAGAAGACCAGGUCCAACUUGAGGAAACAUUUGGUGUAAUGGAUGCCUCCUGGCAACAUCUCAGGUUCCCAAACUUCACUCAAUUGUUCCAACUUCUUCAAAGGAAGAAUCAAGAUCCUACUUCCAAACUCCCCUUUGCAAAUAUCUUGUAUUACCCACUGGGUGGCCAGUGUGUCCUUGUUAACAAGAAGAAUGAGCUUCAAGUGGGAGGUUGUGAGAACGAGAUCAACAGAUGGGUUCAUGAAGAUGGAGCUCAGAUUCUCUUUAGUGGCACCAACAAAUGCCUAACUGCAUCCGGUGAAGGGCUUCCAGUGGUUGUGUCUGACGAUAACGAGUGCCAGAGCAAGCAGAGUAGUUCUUGGAGGUCUGUGUCACUCUCAAAGCUUCACUUGGCUACCAUGGACCAGCAUGGUAAGCAAUUGUGCUUGCACAAGGACUUAAACUCUUCAAGCAUUGUGACAAGAAGAUGCAUCUGUGUAGAAGAUGAUUCUACUUGUUUGGACGAUCCAAGAAGCCAGUGGUUCCAGUUUGUCCCCACCAAUUUGUAGUUCCCACGAAUUUGUAUUGGGUCUCGCUUGUGGAAAUGAGCUUUGGUUAGGGGCGAUACAAUGAGGAAGAAUACGCUUUAGGUCAAUCACACGACUUUUGAAAUGCUUUGAACUAUGAGCCACAGAAUUGUAGCUUUAUGGUCUUCCUUGAUUACUCUACAAGGCACACUAUGUAGAUAAUUCUUGUGGAUUCAUGCUCUCCUCGGUCUUCCUUGUUCCCUGUAUCAUGCAUAGAGCAGGAUUUCUUCUGCUUAACGUUAAUAAAUUAUAUCAAUCCCAAGUCCCAACCCAA